UGUUCUCAUGGUUAACUGAAUAAUGCUUAGGCUUUACGAGGUUAAGAAACAAAUUAUUUUGUCUUAGUACCUGAAUGAUAACCGAUGUAAAUCUGUUCAUUUUGCAGAAAAAGUGUGUUCCAUGGCAUGAACAAUGCGUAGCUAGAUCACUUGUCCUCUCCUCACAUCCAUGGCGCUUUGAUACUCUUUGAGGCAAUUUUUAGACCUGAUACAAAAAUUAUAAUUCGUUUUGGUAGGAUGAAAGUAUGAUUAGGCCAUUCAUUACAUGAUUAGGGCAUAUCUCUUGAGCUUUAGGGUAAGAAAACAAAAUAGGGAAUGGUUAGCUCCGAAUUGAGUAUUACUUUUUCGUUACUCAUCAUUCUUCCGUCUAUUAUAUAAUUUCCUUAGCACAAAUCUCAUGCAAAAACUAUAAUAAUAUUAAUCUGAAGGAUAUGGGCAGUCAGUGUAGUGUUAAGACACAUAGUAUGAAAUGUUUUAAAAAUAAUAAAGAGAUAAAACACCUUGCAAGUAAACACCUUGAAAUCUUAGAUACAUUGACCAACCAAAUACAAGCAAUUAAUAAGUAAAAUACAUUGCCAAAAGUGUAUAGAUAUAUACUAACUAUACUGUUGUUUAUUUGGUAAUUGUGUUUCCAUAUUCUUAUGAAAUCUAGGACUAUAUCUUUACUAAUUAAGGCUGCAAGAGACUUAAAGCAUAAGCAACGACUAUAUAAAUCUGAUUGACUCUUUUCUCAUUCAAAACACACAAAAUCACAACAACAAUGACGUUUGCUCUUAGGUAUUUUGUUGUCUUUCUUCUUCUGUCUAUGGUCACUCAAGGACUGUGCGGCUGCUCUUUCGCUAACAUCCAGAUCGGAGGGGCGAGGACGGGGAGAGUAAUCUCCGGAGAACCGGAGUGGAAAAUAUCGGUGAUCAACACGUGCUCCCAACCUCAGUUGCACGUGACUCUCUCUUGCGGAGGUUUUGCUCCCGUGAAGCCUGUUGAACCGUGGCUACUGCUCCCAAGAGGAAACACAUGUCUUCUGAUUAACGGAAACGCUAUAGCAGCUGGCGGCACCGCUCAGUUUACUUAUGCCGGCGAGCCUUACUUCUUCAAACCCGUAAGCUCCAGGGUCGGCUAAAGUUUCAACCAUUAAUUUAUGUAACAAGAAACAUGAUUUAUGUAACAAGAAACAUGUCUAUGAUCCUAUGAACAAGGCUAUUAGGUUUCAUGUGUCUCAAGCAAUAUGAGUUAUCUCUUUUUUUUUUGCCAAUAAAAUUGAUGUGAGCAUCUUUCUGUAAAAA
This is a messenger RNA of Brassica napus (rape), 1283 nucleotides long. RefSeq lists its product as uncharacterized. Gene Ontology annotation, biological process: cell fate determination. The record is from RefSeq and is a predicted model, not a curated record. The transcript is spliced from 2 exons. The coding region runs from base 761 to 1120 and encodes 119 amino acids. Lineage: Eukaryota; Viridiplantae; Streptophyta; Magnoliopsida; Brassicales; Brassicaceae.